CCGAAUACAGCCGUCUGCAUGGUUAAGCAAGCUGUGGUUACGUAAGGCGUUGAGAGAUAUCGCAAACUGAGUUUGCUAUGGCGAGCCGAACGACAAUCACGACCAUUUUGAAAGUACUUUUUCUCUGUGAGUUCUCCAUGACAAAUUGUGCAAAGAUUCUGUACCUUCCGUUCCCUCUCUACAGCCACAUCCAGACAGUCACAUGGCUCAGAGAUGACCUAAAGAAUUUCGGCCAUGACCUUUGGAUUGCAUACCCGGAUGUGUUAGCAUCCCGUGGGAUUCUCAACGAUCCUAGUUUCAACUUCAUCAAGUAUGAUAGCCUUGGAGACAUGGACCCGGACAAGCACUAUGUCAAACCAGCUGUGGAUUAUUACCUGGAUCCUGAUAACUUCACAAGUAUCACGACCGGAAUCUUUCAUUUUGUCAACAUAGCUCUGAAAUACAUCGAUCCCACUAAUCCUCCACUCGAUAUGUUUGAAGGCGCAAACCUAAUGAACAAGCUUGUAUUACGAGAUGCUAAGUUGCUGGAUAUUAUCAAGAGCCAUAACUUCGAUCUGGUGCUAGUGGACGGGACCGUUGGUAUGCCAUAUGCAAUCAUUGCCUACAAACUUGAUAUCCCUUUUUGUUUCAUUGGGCCAUUUUACGACUCCUGGAGAACAGGAGCUCCUACAUAUCCAUCCUUUUCUCCUAUAAUAGGACUUGGCGCAUCCGAUACUAUGGGUUUUAAGGACCGGGUUGUCAGCACGCUGCAACACGUUCUACUGAUGGUAGCCAACCCUCUCAUGUCCGACUCAAUGGUUUCUCUCUAUGCCUCGGAGAAACCGUACAUUUCUCUGACUAACUUGGUGAGCAAGGCAGAGUUGUGGUUGGUUGAACAAGACAUAGUGUUAGAUUUUCCAAGAUCAUCGAUGCCCAAUACUAAGUUUGUUGGUGGACUGUCUGUUCACGAUUCUAAACCGUUACAAGGACGCUUCAAGGCCUUUUACGAAAAUGCCAAAACUGGUGUUGUUGUUGUGUCGUUUGGUGGGAGUGUAAAAGCGUUACCGAAGCAGUUUGAGGAUAAACUUGUACGUGCCUUCACGUUAACAAAAUACUCUUUCGUUUGGAGAUCAAGUAUUAACUCAUCGAUUGGAAAUAAAUUUCUUGUGUCUGACUGGAUACCUCAAAAUGACCUUUUGGGCCAACCCAAAACAAAACUGUUCAUUACUCAUUGCGGUGCAUAUAGUCAGUAUGAAAGUAUAUAUCAUGGUGUUCCUAUGAUCGGGAUGCCUGUUUAUGCUGAACAACAUUACAAUAGUAGACGAAUGGCGUGGAAGAAGUAUGGAAUUGCUAUGGAUUUUCACAAACAUUCUGCUGAAGAACUUGCACAAGCAAUAACAACUGCGAUAGACUCCCCAAUAUACAAGGAAAACGUUGUCAAAGCUUCGAUGAUAUUUAAAGACAAAACUCUUACGCCACGACAGGAAGCAGCGUACUGGAUAAAUCACGUGAUUAAAUAUGGCGGCAGCUACUUCCGGUCAGCUGGCCUUGACCUUGCAUGGUAUCAAUUCAUGUGUGUUGACGUACUGAUCUUCAUCACGGUGAUGUUGCUGGUAUUCCUAUAUUGCUCAUACAAAUCGAUGAUUUUUGUGUCAAAUAUUUUCCUUAAAGCAUACAAACAUAAGUCAAAAGUCGAAUAACUUGUAAACAGAUUAUAAUGAGAUUAUCCCGUCCCAGUGAACUUUAUCAAGUUAUUUGUUUUUUAGGUGAGUUUUGCAAUAUAGUACUAUAGUACAUCACGCAAAAUAUUUGAAACGCAAUACUUUCCUGUGAUAACCAGUUUAAUGACUGAUAUUAUGUUUUAUUACUGUACAUACAAUUAUUUCGAAGAACUAUUCAGACAAAUAAAAGAGCUUUUUUUCGAAAA
This is a messenger RNA of Haliotis rubra (blacklip abalone), 1906 nucleotides long. Its product is annotated as UDP-glucuronosyltransferase 2B17-like. Gene Ontology annotation, molecular function: UDP-glycosyltransferase activity. The transcript is spliced from 2 exons. Bases 78 to 1679 code for a protein of 533 amino acids. The record is from RefSeq and is a predicted model, not a curated record. NCBI's taxonomy places the organism in Eukaryota, Metazoa, Mollusca, Gastropoda, Lepetellida, Haliotidae.